AUGGAAUCGAGCAACUCGUCGACGAAAAGUCAGACAAUGCCGUCAACGACUGCCGCACCGGAACAGGCGCCUCCCAAACCUGCUGCCACACCCGCUGCGCACUCGCCAGCACUGGUUUGGAUCCAUGAAUUCGUGCUCUACGCGAGAAUGGUGGACCCCAACGUGUCUUGCCAAGAGCAGUGCGUUGGCAAACGUCAUGUCUCUGUUGCGCGGGAAUGGACAGCGGAACCUUGGCAGUCCCGAGACACUGCACACGUCGUGCCGCUCCUGCUGCCGACCACCGUCCAGAAUGAACAGACCCUUGGGCCAGGGCACAGGCUGGAACAGUGGAACGCGGGCGACACGAGCGCUGAUGGGACCGGAGACCCGAUCGGGGUCACGGUCGCGAUACACGAUGCGCUGCACCAACUCCUCCUGAGGUUUGUUUGUGUAGUGAGUGGUGGAUACACUCUCUCACUUGUCGUUCCUGGUAAAGGCUCAGAAUCCAAGCGCCGCCCGUCACAGACACAACUGCUAAAGCGCACCACGUCCGUCCGCUACACAUGCCUAGUACCGCCACCACCGUCUCCAGCAGCCGGCCUCCCCCCAUUCGUGCUACGACCAACACAGUGCAGUGUUUGA
Notodromas monacha is the source of this 621-nucleotide messenger RNA. The record is from the annotation of a GenBank genome assembly. NCBI's taxonomy places the organism in Eukaryota, Metazoa, Arthropoda, Ostracoda, Podocopida, Cyprididae.